Messenger RNA from Engraulis encrasicolus (European anchovy), 2588 nucleotides. RefSeq names its product origin recognition complex, subunit 2 (gene orc2). Gene Ontology annotation, cellular component: nucleus; nuclear origin of replication recognition complex. Bases 193 to 2013 code for a protein of 606 amino acids. Gene Ontology annotation, biological process: DNA replication. Gene Ontology annotation, molecular function: DNA replication origin binding. The transcript is spliced from 18 exons. The record is from RefSeq and is a predicted model, not a curated record. NCBI's taxonomy places the organism in Eukaryota, Metazoa, Chordata, Actinopteri, Clupeiformes, Engraulidae.
AAGUCGCAUGGCGCUGGUGUGUGCGUGAAGUUGGUGGAUUACUAGCUUCAAAAUAUCAACAAAUGGCUACUCGCUACACAUAGGCAUCACUUUGCACACCCAAACCGUGUCUCUUUUUUACGCCGUCCUAUACAAAGCAAGCGGUCGUCACCCGGGAUCCACGCUUUUUCCGCUUGUGUGCCACUGAAAACCAUGAGUCCCCAGAAAAGAUCUGUGGAGCAGGACUCUAAUUCCCUCGUAGUACGGUUCGUUAGAGAUGGCGACGUUCUCAACUAUAUAGUCGACAAACAUGGAGUUACUCCACUUUAUUCCAGUUUACACACCCAGCACUGCUCACAUCAGAAUCUUGUGUGUGGUCCCAAAGCAGCAGCCUCCUCGGUCCUAACUUUGGCACCCAAGCGAGGUCGUCCCAAGAAAGAGCAGGCGGCAGAGCCAGAUGAGGCCGAGGAGGUGGAGGAAGACGAGGAGUAUAAUGAACAGGACUAUGUUGAGGCGCUAGGCACCGGCACAGAAGAGGGAGCGGAAAAUGGGACUGCUGCUACAGCUGGGGCUGACGUUUUUACGUUUCAGUCUGUCAAACGAAAGAACAAGAUGGCACAAAUGGCCUCUGAAUGGGCUCGGACCCCAAAGAAGAGUGUCAACUUCAGUGUCUCAGACUCUCCUGAGAAGACCCCCAGUAAAGGCUCUGUCAGUCAAAUGAAGACUCCCCAAAAGGGAAAAAAGGUGCAGUUUGUCUCAACUACACCACAUAGGCUGAGGAAGAGACUGUCAGCUCCCAACCUGAAGUCAGACAGUGACAGUGACUACUCAGCAUCCAACUCCGAGGAUGAGGAGGACGGAGAUGAUGAUGAUGAUAAGGAGGAGGAAGGAGAGAAGAGCAGCGCGGCUGCGGUCCAACCCAAAACCCCUAACAAGUCUGUCACACCCGCUGCUGCUGCCGCCCUCUAUAAGACGCCUGCAAAGAAGAGCAAGAAGAUAGAAGAGGUGACGCCUAAUCUGGUGGAGGAGUACUUCGAGGCCCACAGCAGCUCCAAGGUCAUGACCUCAGACCGCACCCUGGAGAGGCUGCAGACUCCAAAACUGGACCGGGACACGCUGGUGAGACUGCUGGACGGGAAGCCCUCGUGUUACAACACCGAGAUCCAGCAGCUCAACCAGACCUAUGACAAGCACUUCAGCAAGUGGAUGCUACAGUUACAGCUGGGCUUCAACAUGUUGCUGUACGGCCUAGGCUCCAAGAAGCUCCUGCUGGAGCGCUUCAGGUCCUCCAUGCUGUCUGACUCACUGCACCUGGUGGUCAACGGAUUCUUCCCCAGCAUCACGCUCAAAGCAAUCCUGAAUGCCAUCACUGGUGAGGCUCUUGAGCAUGACGGUAGCUUCCGCACCCCCACGGACCAGAUAGACUUCAUUGGCAAAACCUUGAGGAAAGAUCCAGACACCCAUAUCUACCUGAUCAUCCACAACAUAGAUGGGCCCAUGCUGAGGGCGGAGAAGACCCAGCAGGCACUGGGGCAACUGGCCUCCAUUCCCAACAUGCACCUCUUGGCCUCCAUAGACCACAUCAACGCACCACUUGUGUGGGACCAGUCCAAGAUGAGCCUGUUCAACUGGCUGUGGUACGAGACCACCACCUAUCUUCCGUACACAGAGGAGACCUCGUACGAGAACUCACUACUGGUGCAGCAGACAGGAGCCCUCGCCCUCAGCUCCCUCACCCACGUGCUGCGCAGUCUCACGCCCAACGCCAGGGGGAUCUUCAGACUCCUGGCCGAGUUUCAGCUGGAGAACAAAGACAACCCCUCAUACACAGGACUGUCUUUCCAAGACUUCUAUCAGCGUUGUCGUGAAGCUUUCCUGGUGAACAGCGACAUCACGCUUAGAACGCAACUGACGGAAUUCCGGGACCACAAGCUCAUUCGCACCAAGAGGGGCGGAGAUGGCGUGGAGUACCUGCUGAUCCCAGUGGACAUGGGCACUCUGACGGACUUCCUGGAGAAAGAGGAAGUGGAUUGAGCUCAGGGGGUUUGUGAUUGGUCAACCUGCUGUCAACACCUGAGCACUUGUGGGGGGAGGACGCACGUAUGGGCUAUCUCAAGAGUAACUCCCAAUGACAAGAGAACAGAUUUUUGGACCUUGCAAACAGGGGAAGCUAACUGCCUUGUUACCCUCAGCAAGGUGCUCUGGCUCAAAGCCAUUUAUUCACAACUUGAACAGUGACGAGCACACGAAUGAAUGCCAAAUGUCCAUGCCAAGAUCUCUUCUCUGGCUUCCAUUUUCACCAGUGUGUUGCUGCAGAUAUGGACAUUCUUUGAUGAGACACUUGUAAUGUAAAAAAAAGGAAUUAAAAGGAGGUCCAGCUUACUUGACAAUUUUGUGGAAAUUGCCACAGAUGACUGAAGUAAAUGCAACUAUUGUGCUUCAAGUGAACAUAACUUGGAGAAUAAGUUACAUUGACUUAGUUACAGGAUUUCCAGCUUUUUUUCCACAGUAACUUUCUGCAAGUAAGUCAGAUACACACAGAUCACUGCAUUUUUUUUAUCAUGUAACUGUAAAAAAAAGUACUUGUCAAUAAAAUAAUAGCUUUUGCA